GUCGUUUUUCCCUCUGUAUUUCUCAAUAUUAUAGUGUUAUAGAAAUUUUUUUACUUCAAAAAAAAAAAAAAAAAAAGUGUAUGUGAAAAAAAUUAUUCUCUUCCUUGUGAGGAAGGAGAAUUUCUGUAAUUAUGGUUGUCUCCAGUGAAAUUGAUUUGCAAAUUCCUCUUCACAGUCCAUCAUUUCUUGAACGUCAUUUUCGUAUAAAAAGGGAAGAUGAGGAGUGGAGUGACUCGGAGAAGACACCGUCCGUGAGUAGCGGAGUCGAAGGAGGAGGAUCAGCAGUCUCGAGUCCUUCAGCACCAGCUGUUGAUGAGGAAUCAAGUUUACCACCUCCACCAAGACUCAACUCCGUCUUACCUGUGAUAACUCCGAAUUCCGUUGCCGAGGACAUCCGGUUACGAUUUAAUGUACUCUCCGAAGAUGCGAGAAAACGACUCUCUAGUCUCACCGAGGAUAUUGAGGCAUCAAGAGGAUCGAGGGAAAGGCAUUCGUCGACAAAAACAACACCAUCAACACAUGAAUCGAGUCCAAAAGCAACGCGUCUCGACAUUGACGAGGACUCGAAUAUGGUUAUCAAAGAUUCGGAAGAUUGUGGCCGACCAUCAUCCUCAUCAUCAUCAUCGACACGCCGAAGAGAUGCUAGAAGAGAUUCCGAGGAUUCACGACGAUCAGACGAUACAUCUUGUGACACGAAAAAAGCAAGAUUAGAUGAUGAAGUCACACCAAGAUUGAGACUGAAUACUAGUCUGGCAACGGAUCCUGCAUUGCGGCCAGCCACCGUUGCCGCUCUCACAAUCAAACCCGAAAAUAUUUCACCUCCAAAUCAAACCCCACCACUUCCCGUUGGACUUCAAAAUGCGAUAGCCUCGGGACGACUUUUUGUAUUGCCAACGGAUGGCAAGGAAACGAUAACAUUAGAACCGGCAAGACCAGCGCCAUUAAUUUGUCCUCCAUGCGGAAUUAGAUUUAGUUCAGCGAGUACUUUGGAGGCUCAUCAGACAUUUUAUUGUGCUCAUCGACCACGUCUCGAGGAAGACAAUGCAAAUAAUGACGAGGAUGAUGAAAAAAGUGGCAAAUUUGACGUUCGUAAGGCAUACGCUUGUCCACAUUGUUCAUACAGUGCUGACAAAAAAGUUUCUCUCAAUCGUCACAUGAGGAUGCAUGCGGCUUCACCUGUAACACCUUCAGUACCACCUGCUCCAACUACUCCCGUGGGAAAUUCUGGAUCUGUCACUCCCGUUGCCAAUGGAUCGUUGAAUGAGGAGGCAGAGAGAUACUGCCGAAAUUGCGACAUCAGGUUUAGUUCGUUGAAAACGUAUCGCGCCCACAAGGCACAUUAUUGUAACACAAGACACGUGGUAAAAGAUGCACAGCCUGCUCCAGCAUCAGUGAAAGCAUCACCGCCAACGAGUUCGAGUCCUGGUGAUUCGCCUCCACCUCAACCGUGUCUAGCGCUACCGACAAAUCCAAUUCUCAUUGUUCCUUAUUCGCUGUUCCGCGGUGCCAGUGUUCUUGCAGCACCCGCUCUUCCUGCUCCCGACACUGCAUGCUUCCUGUUGCCAAAUGGAUCGUUGCAACCAAUGACAAGGGGUAUUUCAACGACUCAAAAUACCAUCACCGAAGCUCCAUCGGUGCUUCGCGCUGCAAAUAAACCAUCGACACCGUCUUCUAUUGGCUCUACCUCAACGUCACCCUCGGCUCCCGCCUCAGCACCACUCGAUCUCAGUAUCAGGCGUUCGCCUGUACAUCAGGACGAAAAGGAGAAUAGAGUUUCACCAGCGCCCACAUCCCUACCGCCACCACCGGGAAGUCCCAGAUCCCGUGGUAGCGGUAGUCCACGAUCAAGAACCAUUUCGACAAAUCAAAAUACAAACGCUGUUGUUUCAACGCCCACCACUGAACUUGCGCUUAGAUUGACUGAUUUACCACCACCACCAGCUCCCGGAGUUCUCGUUAAACAAGGUGUCUCCAGGUGUAAGGAGUGUAAUAUUGUAUUUUGUCGUCACGAAAAUUUUGUGGCCCACAAAAAACAUUAUUGUCAAGCAAGAGAAAGUACAAUAAGCAGUCCACCACCUCCUGGAACGCCUUCACCUCCUCUUGUUCAGCUUAUAUGCGCCGCUUGUGGUAUUAAAUUUGCUUCAAUGGACAAUCUUGCUGCUCAUCAAGCGUUCUACUGUCCUAAGAGGCCCGAAUCUCAGGAACAUCACACACGAUGUCACAAAUGCAAGGCAAUAAUCGAAUCAGGAAGUACUCAUACGUGUACCAGCAGUUCGACAGGUGGAUGGCGAUGUCCAGUUUGCGGUGCAGUGAGUCCGACAGCUUUAGCCGCUCAACGACAUAUGGAUGCUCAUCAAGGUGUUAAAGCAUUUAGGUGUACAAUUUGUCGAUAUAAAGGAAAUACCCUUCGUGGCAUGAGGACACAUAUCAGAAUGCAUUUUGAGAAACGUGGCACAGAUCUGCAGGAGGAAAAUUACAUAACAUGCGUUUUGGACGAUGACACAACAACACCAACACCUGAGCCACCUCCGGCAGUAACACCUGAUGAAAUUCCUGCUGAAACUCAAGUUAAUGGAAAAUCGGAAGUGAGAAAAAGUAGUCCACAGCCAACAACAAAUUCACCACAGCAGCCACCGGCAACACAAACUUUGCAUGUAGCUGGAAAAGUGAAACAGGAACGUGAAGAUACACCACCACCUGAGGAAAGUCUCGAUCCAAAUAAAACAGGACCACGAUAUUGUCGAUCCUGUGACAUUAGCUUCACCUAUCUAAGCACUUUUAUCGCUCAUAAAAAAUUCUAUUGCUCUAGCCACACCGGCGAGGCUAGUAACAAUAACAAUAAUAACAAUAAUAAUUCCAGCAGCCAUACCACUACGCCACCAACCGGCAGGGCAGAGGCUCCUGUACUAUAAAUUUAUAGCCAAAAGUCUUUUCUUCUAUAUAGUGAAAAAAAAAAUUUUCUCUGAAGUAGUAUUAAACUAAUUUAUUUUUCUUAAUUCUUUUUUCUAGAUUAUAUUUUCUCCUCUUUUUUGACAGGAAAAAUUCUUGUCUGAAUAAUCUUACCGACAUAGCAAUUAAGGAUAUUUUUUUUUUUGCAAUUAUCGCAUAUGGUACUUAUAAAAAAAAAUCAAUUUCGUUUUUCUAUUAAUUUAUUUCUUGGAGAGAAAAUUUUUCAAGUUCAGAGAUUCUCUUUUUCACUAUAUAUAUACAAAUUAAAGUCUCCCGUUUCAUUAUUAAUGUGAAUUUAUUUAUCAAAAAAGAUAUAAAAAUAGAAAGAAAAAACGCGAGACUUUAGUUUGAAGAUUCAUAAAUAGGACUGUUAAUUGUUGCCAGUUUAUACAUAGAUAUCGACUAUCGGCUUAUAGUUAAUUACACAGUGUGAUUUUCGUUGAUCCAGGGAAUUGUUCUUAAAUUUAAGUCCAAAAAAUACCAACCUGUAAAUAUACGCAAUAUAUAACAUAAGUUUCGAAAGUCAGGGCUUUUUGGUCAACGUGGACUUCCUUUUUUUUUUUUUUUCUCGAAAGAUGUUGUAAGUCAAAGAGAGAGAAUCAUUUUGAAAAUGUUUUUCGCCUUUAUGUAUAUGUACAUAUUAUUAAUAUAAAACAUCGUACUGAGAUGAUUAUCAUCAAUGAUCUCGUGUUUUUGCGAUUUAAAACAAAAAAGAAUGAAAGAAUAAAAAAAUUGUCGAAGAAAAUUCGAAAGCAAAUAAUAGUCUCGAAUUUCUCGGAAUUAUUGACCCAAGUGAGGGUGUGCAAUCUCAUGACUUUAAUAAUCUCGUAGAAUAGUUUGACAUACCUAAGGAAACAAAAAAAAAAAUAAAAAAAAAUGAAUGAAUGUAAAAUGUUGUACAGUAGAGGAAUUAGGAAUUAAUUAGCGAACAUCCUGAAUGAUACCAAUCUCAGCUUGUGAAUCUGUUAAGUUACAUUGCAAUAUAACAUUUAAUAUAUUAUUGUAAUAACGACUAGUUACAUGCCCGCAACCAUAAAAAAAAAGUGCGCUCGCUUUACAUUUUUCAAAUGAGCGUUCUUUUAUUUCUGUAAUUUUAUUAAAUUAUAGAAAAAAAAAUUAUUCUUGCGUUUCAAAAUAUUUAAAAGUUUAAAAAUUGUUACAGAUUUUUAAAAUCUAGUUGAGAGGUACAAUAUGCCAAAAGUUUUUUUUUUUUUUUGGACAAAAAUUAAUUGUUACUAAAAUCGUUUUUUUUAAUCUAUGUGAAUUAAAAAAAGUAAAUUUAAAAAAUUAUAAAAACAUUUACAAAAUGUUUUAUUUAGUUUUGGCAGUAAGUGUCGCCGAUAAAAUACCUAAAAAUUAUUUUUUUAAAUUAUUAGUCAGAUAUUUAGUAAUAAAUUUUAUGAAUUAAAUUCAUUAAUAGAAGAGAGUUAAUUAUUGAUCUGAUUUUUUCGAAUUCUCGGAACAAUUUAUAUUCUAGGAAGCUUCGAAUAGAUUUUAUUCUUUUUUUUGAAUAGUUUUUGAUAUUUUGUAUAUAGAAAAUUUUUAUUACAAUUUUCUUAUUCGAAUGAAAGGAAGAGAGCGUUUUUUUUUAA
Molecule: messenger RNA, 4541 nt
Organism: Leptopilina boulardi
Lineage: Eukaryota; Metazoa; Arthropoda; Insecta; Hymenoptera; Figitidae
Gene: ush
Product: zinc finger protein ush
Exons: 8
Coding region: 132-2912 (926 amino acids)
Biological process (GO): cell differentiation; heart development; negative regulation of transcription by RNA polymerase II
Cellular component (GO): nucleus
Molecular function (GO): RNA polymerase II-specific DNA-binding transcription factor binding
Source: RefSeq, a predicted model, not a curated record